This is a messenger RNA of Labrus mixtus (cuckoo wrasse), 873 nucleotides long. RefSeq names its product mitochondrial ribosomal protein S34 (gene mrps34). Gene Ontology annotation, biological process: mitochondrial translation. Gene Ontology annotation, molecular function: structural constituent of ribosome. The transcript is spliced from 3 exons. Lineage: Eukaryota; Metazoa; Chordata; Actinopteri; Labriformes; Labridae. Gene Ontology annotation, cellular component: mitochondrial small ribosomal subunit; mitochondrion. The record is from RefSeq and is a predicted model, not a curated record. The coding region runs from base 50 to 709 and encodes 219 amino acids.
ACCAACAGCAGUUUACCGGGGAGGAUCAGCGGCUGAACAUCGCACAGUCAUGGUGAAGAAAAAGCGACUUCGCCUCAUCGCAGAGAUGGCUCGGAAGAUCCGGGCGUACCGAGAGCUCAAGUCCCGGCCGAAGGAGUCCCAGAAGUACGCCCUGGACUACGAGACCAUGAAGCGGCCUCUCACGGGGAAGAUGCUGCCCGUGCUGGCGUGGCAGGACGUCCGCAAGGAGAGCCGCCUCUUCUCCCUGCUGGCGAGCAUGAGGAUGUUCGGAGUGGGUCGUCUUUUCACCCGCAAGUCGUGGCUGGAGGAUCACUCGGAGCCCAGCUACUGGCAGGUCACCAAGGUCAAGGUGGACUACACGGCUGAGAACAUGGAUCAUGGCAAAGCCUGGGGGGUCCUCACCUACAAAGGUAGACAGGAGAACGAGGUCAAGGAGGUGGACAAGGUGAUGUACCACGACUGGCGUCUGAUCCCCAAACACAUGGAGCAUCAGUUUAAGGACUUUGAGCCGCUCCCUGAGCCGCCUGUGCGUUACGUCCCGUUCCCUCCUCUGCUCCGCGCCAUGAUGCUCGCCCAGCACAAGAAAGAGAGAGGCAGCGUGGUGAGCAAGGAGCCCGCGCUGCCGCUAAAGAGGGACGUCGUGCUCAACAAAGACUAUUUCCAGAGGCAGGAACAGGAUGGGCAGAGCUCACAGGGGACGGCAGUCUGAAGACAAAGGGGUCCCUCAUUCUGGACUAUUUGGACCAAACACACUGCAGACCUUCACCUUAAAGUCCUACAAAAACCUCGACUCCUACUGCUGUUCAUCCAAAGCAGGCCUCUCUUGGUGUCAUAUGUUUGAUGUUGUUCAUAUUAAAUCUGAGUUUAAACACA